This is a messenger RNA of Tinamus guttatus (white-throated tinamou), 2527 nucleotides long. It is a transcript of the gene TXNDC16, whose product is annotated as thioredoxin domain containing 16. NCBI's taxonomy places the organism in Eukaryota, Metazoa, Chordata, Aves, Tinamiformes, Tinamidae. The record is from RefSeq and is a predicted model, not a curated record.
AUGUCAGCCCAAAUGGGCGGAUGGAUUUGUUCCUUCUUUUUCCUCUUCUGUGCUGCUUCUCUGCCCAUGCUGGGAAAAGCCAGUCUGCUGCAGGAGCUGGGCCCCCAGGAGUAUUUCAGCAGACUGCAAGCUGGCAGGGCAUCGCUGGCGUUUUUCAGCCGCAAUGUUUCUCCCAGUGCCCAGCCCUUCCUGGAACAGAUUGAGAACUCCGUUGAAGCGCUCCAGGACUAUGGGAUUUCGGUGGUGAAGGUUAACUGUCCCAAAGAAGAUGUCUCAAGAUACUGUGGGAAGGAAAAUGCAUUAAGGAAAGCCUACCUGUUCAGAGGUAACAUACUCCUCAGAGAAUUCCCUACUGAUGCCUUGUUUGACGUGAACUCCAUUGUUGCCAAUGUUCUGUUUGCCCUGCUCUUUAAUGAAGUUAAAUAUGUUGAAACAAUGGCAGAUCUUCAGAACAUAGAAAACUCACUGAAAGGGAGGUCAAACAUGGUCUUCGCAUAUGUACCAGCUACUGGGACAGCAGAGCACAGAGCUGUGAUGGAGGCGGCUUUCGUCUAUGGGACUGCCCACCAGUUCGUUCUGACAACAGAGGCAAUGCUGAUGAAAGACCCUGGCAGUGAUGACCCUGACGUGUCUUCUGCCCAGCUGCUCUUCUGCCAUUGCCAGCGGGCCCUGGAGCUGGCGCAGCCCUGCAGGAGGACGCCCAUGGAGCGGCCUCUGACACUGCUGAACAUCCACAGACACCUCAAGCUCAUGGGGGCUCCCCUCGUGACAGAAGUUGCUGAGGAUCCAGAGAAGGUCUCCACUGUUCACUUACAGCUUGGCCUGCCCCUUGUGUUCAUCCUCAGCCAGAAAGAGACCUAUGAAGCAGACAGGAGAACAGCAGAAUUUGUGGCCUGGCAGCUCUUGGGGAAAGCAGGAGUUGCCAUUUUGCCCAGGGAUGCUGUGGAUUUGAACGUCCUGCUCCGGUCCAACGUCGCUCUCAAGACGCCAGAUGAGGGUGUGCCAAUCAAAUACCUCGUUUUGGAAGACACUGAUGAAGUUAUAACCCUAGUGGAAGAUAAGAGCAAGCUUGAACAAAUCCAGGAGGAUGAAGAUGAGGAAGAAGAGGAUGAAAAAGAGAAUGAUAAUCAAGACAUCCAAGAUGAUCAGGUGGUGGAAGCCGUUUCCAGGGACAGGAAGCGAGAGCUGCCCCUGGAGCAGAUCCUCACGCUGACGGAGGAGACCUUUCCCUCGGCCAUGCUGGAGCCUGCCCGGGUGGUGGUGCUCUUUUAUGCCAGCUGGGAGGCCGUGUCCCUGGCAGUGCUGCGCUCCUACGUGGAGGUUUCUGAUCACCUGAAAGGAACUCAGGGGGUUUUGCUCUCUAAAGUAAACUGCUGGGACUGGCCUGGAGUUUGCACGAAGGAGAACAUCACUCAGUUUCCUACCAUCAGGAUUUACAAAAACGGAGGGCGAGCACUGACCUACAACGGCAUGUUGGGAUCGGAGGAGCUGGCCAGUUUCAUUGUAUUGAGCCAAGUUUCCUGCCCUCUGAAGCUGGCCACAGUUGAGGAAGCAGAAGGCUAUUUAAGAGGAGAGCUGCCACCUGAGCUUUCAUCCUAUCACCACGCUUCGGUUCUAGGAGUAUUUAGCAAAGCCACGAGUGUAGCCAGGGAAGCAUUCAUGGAGGCAGGAAACAUCUUAAGUGGCCACGUAACAUUGGGAAUGUAUUUUGAAGAUGAUGCCUUGGCUUUGUCCCGUAAAUACGCGGUGUCUCCUCCAGCCCUGCUCCUCGCCAGGAGCAGAGAUGGGAGCGUGGAAGGCAUUGCUCUGUCCAAACAGAGCGCGCAGGACAUUGUGCAGAUGAUCAGAUACGAAUUGCUGGACACAUUUCCAGAAAUUACGGUGCAAAAUCUUCCUCACUACUUGCAACUCAGAAGGCCCUUCCUCAUCAUGUUUAGCAAUGGUGACAUCGGGCAGACGGAAAACGAGGAAAUGCUGAAGCUGGCAAAAAGAAGACCUCAGCAAGCAUUCGUGACAUGCUGGUUGAACUUGAAGAACACCCCUGUAGGCCACGGGAUCCUGAAGGCCUAUUUUGCCACCUUGCCUUCAUUGCCUGUUCUCGUCUGGGUGAACCUUCACGCGGGAGGUCAGGUAUUCAGCUUUCCACCUGGCCAGCCCAUCACUGAAACAAACGUCUUGUCUUGGCUGGAGAAGCUAAAAGCAGGAUUGGAGAUUCCCAGCAGUACCUUAUCUGAAGCAGACUGGAAGCCACCUCUUCCUGCUUACAACUUCCUCCAGAUGAUGGAGACGACAGUGCCCGAGUUCACCCUUCACCCCUCGUUCAGCCACGGGGAGCCGCGGGAGCCGCAGCCACCAGGAAGCUCUGAGGAGAAAGCCCCAGUCGGAGAGGAACAGCCCGAGGAGCCCGGGGUGACAGCAGAGAAGGGCCAGUCCCCUGGGAGGGACCUGCGAGGGACAGCCCCGAGGCUGGCAGGGAGGGAAAAGAGACACAGUGAGCUCUGAGAGCUGGAGAUCCCCCUCUGGAAAU